Molecule: messenger RNA, 1270 nt
Organism: Exophiala dermatitidis NIH/UT8656
Lineage: Eukaryota; Fungi; Ascomycota; Eurotiomycetes; Chaetothyriales; Herpotrichiellaceae
Exons: 1
Coding region: 645-971 (108 amino acids)
Source: RefSeq, a predicted model, not a curated record
GGCCAGGGGAUGCACAAACAUCUGCAACUUUUCGCUGGCUUCGAUUCUGGCUGAAGGGGAAGGGCGUCCGCGGAGAGGGUGCAUCGAGGCGAUAUUCAAACCCCGUCUUCAUGCUUCCAUGCAUUCACGAUGCUCUUGGGUCGGAGUAGAAGACAAAUCUGGCCGCGCAGUGACAUGGGGGCUUUCGAUUAUUUAAGCUCAGGACUGGCUCGAUUCCAUUCUUGAGAAAGAUCAUACCAAGGAGGGGUUUAUGUCCGCUGAACCAGUUUUCUAAAACCCAAGUCGUUACCACGCCGUUUCCACAACGAUGGCUGAUGGACCAGCGAGCGGUCCAGAAGACCAGGCAAAAUCGGCAAUCUCAAGCCAAGAAGGUUCAGUCGACCAGGCGGAAGGUAUACCGACCUCAUUGCUUUUGAAUUGGGGCGGUCACUGAUGCAAUGCAGCAUGCUCUGAAGCUGAUGCCACGCAUGCGGAGAGUGACGGGGCCAACUCGCCUUCCAUGGAGGAGGAGAGUAGCACCACAGAGAGCCAAGAGGCAGAGAUACCCGAUACAAUUCCACAUGGUGAAGCUUGCCUUCACCUGUCAUUUCCCGGGGGUGUGACCACGCCCGAGGUCUACCCAGAGGACCUGGAUCUGGACCGGGAUGAACUUCCUUCACCCAAAUCGACUUCGUCCGAGAAGUAAACAGUAUGCCCUGAGGCAAGUGACUGUCAACAGCGCGAAAUCCACGGUUUACCGGUAUGAUUUCAUGGCAUCGGCGGGCAAGCUUCGCAUGGACAACGUUUCGAUGAUAGAAAAAAAUGGGUAUGGUGUUCUGUUUCGGCGAAACGGCCAGGGAUGUAAAUCCUUUAAGAGCAGAGUCAGCGUAGUUUCAACAACUUUCUGCAAGAGUGUAACGGGCACAGGCUGGGAUCAGAGAGAAGAUAAGUUCAACACAAUGGGAGGUCAAUGGAAGCAAUCAUCUAGCUAAGCCGAGGCUGCUUCCAACCCAAUUCAGGCUAAGGAUGAUACAAAAAGUUCAUCAUCAUGGUCUAGGUAAUGCAGGCAAUGAGGUGUGCUUACCGGUUCCGACUCUGCUCAAUCUGGCAUUUCCUCCACAACCAUGUCACAAUAUCUGACCUUCGGCCAGAAGGUUACCAGCAUUAUUCUUUGGGCACAGGGAACACAAGGCCCUUAUGCUGUUGAUGAAGAGCCAGGUGAUCAGACCUGCCCCAGCUUGGGCCAUAAGAACUUCUUCGGAGUGGUUCCUGAGUCGGCAUUGUCCUCCCG